Messenger RNA from Neofelis nebulosa (Clouded leopard), 556 nucleotides. RefSeq names its product SH3 domain-binding glutamic acid-rich-like protein 3. The record is from RefSeq and is a predicted model, not a curated record. The transcript has 4 exons. The coding region runs from base 118 to 399 and encodes 93 amino acids. Gene Ontology annotation, cellular component: cytoplasm. Lineage: Eukaryota; Metazoa; Chordata; Mammalia; Carnivora; Felidae.
GCAACAGUCUGAGAAAAGGCACAGCCAGGUUUUGGGACUUCUAUUAGCUCAGCCUUAGGCGGUAAUGAAGUGACUGACUCUGGGUUACUUCUGCAAAGUAGCCUUUAAUUGGAAACAAUGAGCUCCAUUAAAGUCUAUUACACCAGCGUGUCAGGGUCUAGAGAGGUGAAGCAGAGACAAGAAGAAGUUACCAGAAUUUUAGAUACUUACAAAAUAAAAUAUGAAUUAAUAGAUAUUUCUGUGAGUUUGAAAAUACUUCAGGAAAUGAGGACUAAAGUUUCUACCCCUAGAGCUCUGCCACCUCAGAUAUUCAAUGGUCAAGAAUAUUGUGGGGAUUUUGAAAUGUUUCACAAGGCAAAGGAGAACAAAGAGAUUCUGAAAUUCCUGAAGAUGGAAUGAAUGUGCGGUGAUGAUACAAAAUAUGUUUACCAAGAGUAUGUCUUUACACAUUGGCCCCAUUAGCAGCAACAGAUGAAAUCUCCAGGAUGCUCCUCAGGACUGAACAAAUUGAAUUCACAGAGAAAAUAUUUUAUGCCAAUAAAGUUCUCAAUUUUUC